GGUAAGCCUGGGAAGGGACGGGUGAGCCUUGGGGAAGGGGCUGGCCACCCCAAGGGCACAUUUCCUCCCCUCACUUUUCCUGCUGGCCCCGCGCCGGGGGCCACGACAGUUUCCAGCUCCCUCCCUCCCUCCGCAGCGGCUGGACCUGGAGCCCCUGACCCCACCCCCUUCUGUCCUCUGAGCCCUGGGGGAAAGGGGCGCUUCCAGCCCCCAGGGGAGCUCUGCAGCUGGAGCUCCCACUGAGGCUUCUGCACUGUGAGACCUUCCAAAGCCCCAAAAAGGCAGUGGGGGGUGAGGUGGGGUCCCCGGCGGGGGGGUCCCCUAGAAACAACCUCCCAGCAGCUGAAGAAUCUGCUGCCAAACUGCUUGGACCCCAAGAAAGUGGAGCCUUCUCCCCACCUGCGAGAGCCGGCCCUCCCCACCCUGGAGGGCGGACCCAGCAGCGGGAGGUCCCAGGCUGCCUCCUGCGAAGGAGGGAGGGGAGGGGGGUUAGGCUCCCGAAGGGCAGGGCUGGACGGACGCCUGCCUUAGCUGCCCAACCUCUGCUUCUGCACCUGGGAAGCAAGGGUCCCUUUAGAGCUGGGAGUGGACCUCAACCCAACAUCGGCCGGGCUGCCAGGAGGGAGUCUACAGGGAACUCUGCAUCCAACAGCCCUCUGUCCUGGGGGUGAGGGGGCUGCACCUCCUGGCGUCGGGAUUUGGGGACACUGGCCAACGAGGCCAGGCUACGCAGGGCCUGCUGGGGAGAGCACGAGCACCCCAACCCUGUCUACCCAGCAUCCCGAGGUCAGGACCCCAGGUCCAAAUCCCCACUCCUUGUGACCUAGACUGAGGCUUCUAGGCCUCAGUUUCCAGCUCUGUGAAGUGGGGGUGCUUAGAGGGUGCUGAUUCAGCUGCAGCCCUGCCGAUGCCCGCGGGCUGCGGAGGAGAGUCUGUGAGGGGCAGGCAGUGGGCACCGCCCGCAGAGCCCCCACACCCACCCCGCCUGGACACCUGCAGGGAGGAGCUAUGGGGGGGUCCUUGUUCCUCAAGGGCUCUGGUCCCCAGGGGGCGUCUCUGAGCCCACACAGGAGGAAACUGGGUGCAGAGGACCUGCAGCCACUCAGCAUGUCCCAGCGGCACUCCGACAGCUCCCUGGAGGAGAAGCUCCUAGAAUACCGCUUCCACUCGGAGCUGCGGCUGGACGCCCAGGGAAACCCAGCCUCCACGCUCCCAAUGGUCCGGGGCUCCCUGCGCAGCAAGAGCAACGCGGCCUUCCAGCCCGACUCCCCCGAGGCCCAGGCACCGAGGGCCGUCGUCCUGAGCACGCAGAGCCCGGCAGCCCUCAAGAUGGGCACACAGCAGCUGAUCCCCAGGAGCCUGGCCGUGUCCAGCAAGGCCAAGACCCCCGCCCGCCACCAGAGCUUCGGGGCAGCCAUGCUCAGCAAGGAGGCUGCCCGGCGGGACCCCCGCCUCCUCUCGGCCCCCAGCUUCUCCCUGGACGACAUGGACGUGGACACGGGUUCUGGGGGGGUGCUGAGACGGAACCUGCGGAACCAAUCCUACCGGGCGGCCAUGAAGGGCUUGGGGACCCCGGGAGCCGGGGGGGGGCCCGUCCAGCUCAGCCCCAAGCUCCAGGCUCUGGCCGAGGAGCCCAGCCAGCCUCCUGCUCGGUACGCGGCCAAAAAUAAGAAAACGCUGGGGCGCAAACGUGCACACAAGGGCUCCUUCAAAGACGAUCCCAGGUUGUACCAGGAGAUCCGGGAGCGAGGCCUGAACACCAGCCAUGAGUCUGACGAUGACUUGCUUGAUGAGACCCCCAGCUCUGAGGGGCCCCAGAAGGUGGACACCCCCAUCGUGGUCAAGAGCUACCGGCCCCCCCAGAUCACCUGGAGCCAGCUCCCAGAGGUGGUGGAGUUGGGCAUCCUGGACAAGCUGCCAGCGGAGGAGCGCAAGAGGCAGGAGGCCAUCUUCGAGAUCCUCACGUCCGAGUUCUCCUACCAACACAGCCUCAGCAUCCUAGUGGCCGAGUUUCUGCAGUCCAGGGAGCUGCGGGCAACCAUGACCCAGACGGAACACCACCACCUCUUCUCCAACAUCACGGACGUCCUGAGCGCCAGCCAGAGGUUCUUCGAGGCCCUGGAGCAGCGGCACAAGGCACAGGUGUGCGUGGAGGACAUCAGCGACAUCCUGGAGGAGCACGCCGAGCGCCACUUCCACCCCUACGUCAUCUACUGCUCCAACGAGCUCUACCAGCAGCGAGCCCUGCAGAGGCUGACAAGCAGCAACGCUGCCUUCCGAGAGGCCCUGCGGGAGAUAGAGCAGCGGCCCGCGUGCGGCGGCCUCCCCAUGAUCUCCUUCCUGAUCCUCCCCAUGCAGAGGGUGACCCGGCUGCCACUCCUGGCGGACACGCUCUGCCUCAAGACCCAGGGCCACCCCGAGAGGUACAAGGCCGCCAGCCGCGCCUUCAAGGCCAUCAGCAAGCUGGUGAAGCAGUGCAACGAGGGGGCCCACAAGAUGGAGCGUACGGAGCAGAUGUACACGCUACACACACAGCUGGAUUUCAGCAAGGUCAAGUCCCUCCCUCUGAUCUCAGCCUCCCGCUGGCUGCUGAAGCGUGGGGAGCUCUUCGUGGUGGAAGAAACCGGGCUUUUCCGAAAACUCGCCAGCCGGCCGACCUGCUACCUGUUCCUGUUCAAUGAUGUCCUCGUGAUCACCAAGAAGAAGAGUGAGGACAGCUUUGUGGUCCAGGACUAUGCCCAGAUGGACCACAUCCAGGUGCAGAAGAUGGAGCCCUCGGAGGCCUCUCUGCCGGGGGGCGGCAGCCGCAGCUCCUCUGUGCCACACCCCUUCCAGCUGACGCUGCUGCACAACAGCGAGGGCCGCCAGGAAAAGAUCCUGCUGUCCUCGGACUCCGCGAGUGACCGGGCGCGGUGGAUCACGGCACUUACGUACCGGGAGAGGCAGGGGCAGGGCCCCAGCAACAAAGGAGACCUGCUCCAGGUGGAGGUCACCAAGGCCUACUUGGCCAAGCAGGUGGACGAGAUCACGCUGCAGCAGGCAGACGUGGUCCUGAUCCUGCAGCAGGAGGAUGGUUGGUUCUAUGGUGAGAGGCUGCGGGAUGGAGAGACGGGCUGGUUCCCCGAGGACUUUGCCCAGAGUAUCACCAGCCGCGUGGCCGUGGAGGGCAACGUGCGCAGGAUGGAGCGGCUGCGGGUGGAGACGGACGUGUAGCCGGGUCUGCCAAGCGCCUCUCCAGCCAGGCUGCAUUGGUGCAGCUCUAGUCCACACUCCUGCAAGUGGCCGUGCCCAUCUCCAAGGAGUGCAGGGGGCUUGCCCAGGGGGCCUGGAAGGUCCCUCGUCUCCCCAAGGUCCCAAGGGCUGUGGCACGGGCUCUGGACACUUCCAAGGAGGAAGGUCACAUGGCCUCCAGAGGAGCCUCCCCAGGCCAGCACAGGAGCAGCCCUGACCCCAGGCUGUGUCCCAGGAGGAGCCCGGCCUGGCCGUGCCCUCCCCAGCUCCCAGCCGCCCCCCAGUGCACUCACAAGACAGCUGUGCCCUGGACAUGUGAUAGAAAGUGGCCCUGAGAGCAGGAAUGACCUCAUGCAGUCCCCCUCCUGCCCCAGCCUGGAGUGCCCAGGACUGCCCCAUGUUCCCAGAGGAGGGCCAGCUGCAGGGAGGUGACCCUGUGGUGCCAGCACUGAAACUGAUUUUUGAGACAUUAAAGUAUUUCUUAACACCUGGGUUUGCACAUUGGUGAGCCCAGAUGAGGCCAA
Molecule: messenger RNA, 3755 nt
Organism: Sus scrofa (pig)
Lineage: Eukaryota; Metazoa; Chordata; Mammalia; Artiodactyla; Suidae
Source: RefSeq, a predicted model, not a curated record